This is a messenger RNA of Penicillium canariense, 594 nucleotides long. Its product is annotated as MscL family protein. Gene Ontology annotation, molecular function: mechanosensitive monoatomic ion channel activity. Gene Ontology annotation, biological process: monoatomic ion transport; intracellular water homeostasis. Lineage: Eukaryota; Fungi; Ascomycota; Eurotiomycetes; Eurotiales; Aspergillaceae. The record is from RefSeq and is a predicted model, not a curated record. The transcript is spliced from 3 exons. The coding region runs from base 1 to 594 and encodes 197 amino acids.
AUGCGCGGACUCGACGAGAGCACUGACGUCCUUGUUCGGGUCGGCCACACCGCGGGGAAGCAGGUGAAGCAUGGAUGGCAGGCUUUCGUCAACUUUGCGGCUCGGGACAAUGUCCUUGAGGUCGCACUAGGUUUGAUAAUUGCGGAUGCUUUCACCAAAGUCGUCACCUCCUUUGUCUCGGACAUCGCUUUGCCGAUCGUCUCCCUGCUGCCAUUCCUGAAUCGGAAUAUGGACCAGAAAUUUGCAGUCCUCUCAGAGGGACCCCGGUAUGCCAAUGGUGAGGGUUAUAACACGGUCAAGCAGGCCAGGGAGGACGGUGCACUGGUUCUUGCAUGGGGGAUGUUUGUCCAAAACAUGCUUAAUUUUGCUGGAGUCAGCCUGACAUUAUUCGCGGUCGCACACUUGUACAUGCUCAUCUCACAAGACAAGAUAAUCAAGCCCACUGUCCGUUGCAGAUAUUGCAGGAAGUUCAUUAGUGUCGAGGUGAGGUCUUCCACUCAAUACAAAUCUGACGGUGGGAUUGACUGCUGUCUAGGCUUCCCGUUGCCUCAAUUGCUCAAGCUGGCAGGAUGGAAGAGAAGACUUGCCUGGUGA